This is a messenger RNA of Chara braunii, 3886 nucleotides long. The record is from the annotation of a GenBank genome assembly. NCBI's taxonomy places the organism in Eukaryota, Viridiplantae, Streptophyta, Charophyceae, Charales, Characeae.
GGGUGAGGCUAUGAUCACUGUACACAACUUUCCCUCGUUCAACAUGAAGGCCCUUGAUCUAGAGGCAAAGAUCGGGCAUGGGCACCAACCCACUACGGAUGGUAGGAAGAAGACUGCCUCCGAGCUGGGAGGCUAAGGGGCACAUUAUGUUCGUCGGUAACGAUGGUUUUACCCUAGAGUUAGAUGACGAUUUCCAAGUGGGAGUAGGGCCAGAGUCGGGUAGCGCAGAAGCUUCAGAGGAUGGAGUAGUCGCUGCCUCAAUUCAAAAAGCAGCUCUGGUGCAGUAUGACUUCGAACCUCAGUACAUCAAAGGGGAGUACAACAAGGUUGCUGAUGCGUUGUCGCGUAGGCCAGAUUUCCUUGGUGCGCUGAUCACUAAGUUUGGGCUUGCAGACAAUAUUGCUCAGUCCUUGGUGGAAGCCUAUCGCGAGGAUCCAUUCAUGGCAGAGAUCAUACGCAGAUUCGAGGCAAAGGACAAGGUGACUUCUGACGAGUUUGUGUUGGUCGAUGGUCUGCUGUUCCUCGAGAAGACCGGGAAUAAACGCGUAUGUGUGCCAAAUAGAGAGUCUUUGCGUAGUUUAUUUUUAGGCGAGUGCCAUGAUGCCACCGGACAUUUUGGCUAUAAGAAGACUACCGCAAAUUUGUUGCAGCAGUUCUGGUGGCUCACGAUGAUGAAAGACGCCAAGCUGUUCAGUAAGUAUGCUAGGUUAGUUGCCAUGCCGGAAACAGCGAAGACCGAGUACAUAAUCAAACUGUUCAAAGAGAACUGGGUCAGAGACUCUGGCCUGCCAAAGUCCAUUAUUAGUGACCGGGAUGUACGAUUCACCAGUGAGCUGUGGAAGGCUGCAGCUGCUGAACAAGGGACUCAGCUGCAGAUGACCUCCGGGAACCACCCUGAGGCAAAUGGACAAGCAGAGCAGCUGAACCGUGCUCUUUUGCUGUGCUCUUAUUUGGUGGAACUCGAGUUGCAAUUCUGCUUUUGGUUCGAGGUCAAGACCAUCUGGUCUCAUGUGUAUGAUGCUGCUUGGUUUCUGGCAUUCGAUAUCGCUCAUUUUCCUUGCAAGCCCAACCCCUUCAUUGUGGGCAUUGUCAUUUGGGUUAUCUUUAUGCUGGUACCUGUGUCAUUCUUCAUCAAUCUGAGGCGAAAGAAGUUGCUGGGACUUCCUGACAGAGGCACUAGAGGGAUAAGCUACCGCCAAGCAAUUAGUGCAAGGGACAAGAUGAUCGACAAAACCAUGACUGUAAUUCCAGGGCGAAUCGCGCACUACAUGCCAUACUUCAGGGAUCGUGGCAUGAAGAAGCUCAUCAAGGAACUUUAUGAGAUGCCGAUGCAAGGCUGGGAAGCAAUUCCUGAUCCGCUGGAAGGCCAACUUGAAAGCACUAUGGUGGACAUGAGACAUCCACAAGACCCCAUUGACAUGUCCAUGGAUUACAACAUGUCGACCAUCCAGUUCUUCCCCCAUUCAAUACACCACAUGCCAGAGUUACCAGAGGAUAUAGACGAAGGACUGGAGUCUCCAGUUCCCACUGACGAUCUGUUUGGUGCCCACCCUUCUUCCGCGCAGUUAAUUGGGAGAUGAAGCGCUGCACUGGAUGCACGCAGGUCGAUUGAAUGUCAAUGAGGAAGGGUAGAAGAACAUCCCAUCCACACAUCCAGAGGGUAGUAUCAGGUCUGUUUCAUGGCCCCGCCAUUAUCCACUCUAGCUGAGGGAUGCAAGGGGAAGCCACAGGAGAGUGUGCUUUUUGCAGCGGGGAGAAUGAGCUAUCCGGCUGCAAUGCAGAUAGAGACAUCCAGAUUCCAGUGUCAGGUGCCGAUUUGCAGAAGAUAGACACACAUCCAGACGAGCGUAUCUUGGUCUGUUUCAUGCCCCCACCAAUUUUCCACUUCAGCUCGGAGAGGCAAGGGAAAACCACAGGAGAGUGUGCGUUUUGCAGCAGGCAGAAUGAGCUGUCCAGCUGCAAUGCGGAUGGAGACAUCCAGAUUGCAGCGUGAGGUGCCACUUCACAGAAGAUAGACACACAUCCAGACGAUAGUAUCAGGUCUGUUUCAUGCCCCCGCCAUUUUCCACUCUAGCUCAGAGACCCAAGGGACAGCCACAGGAGAGUGUGAUGUUUGCAGCUGGUAGAAUGAGCCAUCCAGCUGCAAUCCGGCUAUAGGUACAUCCAGUGUGACAUGGCAAUUUGGGGAAGAUGAAUAACCUAGGCAGUGAAGCUUUCAUGGUAUCUAGAGAAGGAACAGAAGGCCUGGGGGAAGUCGAGUGGCCCCCCACCCCUUCUUACAUAUAGACGAGUGUUCCCCCCCACUACGUAUUUAUGUGUUAAGCAGUCACAGCAUCAUAUCCAAGGUCUGCAACAUGAUGACGUGGUAUCAUGACAUGCGCCUCUUCAUGAAAUCCGAGGAUGGCCCAAGCUGCUGAGGAAAAGUUGGGAAUGGGGCGCACUCAGAAGCCGGUGGUUGCUAUUACACUGAUCUGUUUUUUCGCGCUACGUUCCAGGUGGAAAAAAACGAGAAUGCACUUGAAGGCCACUUGUAUGAGACUGUGUUUAAAUCUAGUGAGGCGGUGGAUGCUAACUGUGGUUAAAUCCAGCGAGGAGGCAGACGCUAACUGUGGUUAAAGUUACCGUUAAACCCAGUCAGGAGGCGGACGCUAACGGUUGUUAAAUCCAGCGAGGAGGCGGAUGCUAACUGCAGUUAAACCCAGUGAGGAGGCGGAUUCACAAUCUGACACUUUGACCUAUUAAGUUAUAUUCGCCGUGGUCCCGACUCGCUCGAACCGACGAAGUGUUAAAGGUGGUUAAAUCCAGCGAGGAGGCGGAUGCUAACCGUGUGGCAUACAUUGGCUUGUUGACUUCAGUGGGAUGCACUGGCUUGUUGACUUCAGUGGCAUACAUUGGCUUGUUGACUUCCAUGGAUUGCUCGUUUGGUCAGGGCAAUGACAACCAGUCCAUGGCCCAGAAGGGUGAGGAGCGCAUCCCGACCGUAAUUUGGGCGCCGAAUCUGAAUGAAAAGUGGUACUUCUUUUCUGUGCUGGGGCUACGAUUAAAAAUAUGGUAGAUAUGUGACUAUGUGGGAAGCACCCAUCAGAUGUGUGACGUGCACACACAGUCCUCUGGAGUGUGUGGUUUGAAGGAAGGAACCAUUAGGUGUUAUCACAGAUGAGGCCAAGUAGAUAGAUGGUCUUACGGUAUGUUUCAGCAAAAGAUCGAGAGCAGAGAACGGAGUUUGAUACUCUCCUGUCGAAACGAACAAGUGAAGUUGAAAGGGUCGGGAAGACGAAGGGGGGAUAGAGGGAGGGAGGGAGGGAGGGAGAGGGGGGGGGGCAUACAAGAGAGGUCUGGUCUGCCAUAACAGCAGCCAAGCUUUUGCAACAAGACAAGUUUCAUGGGAAGGCCACAGAAGAAUGUUUGAGCGGUUGCACAUCAAGGAUUCUUCCUGGUGAUGCCGCACAAAUCAUGUGCACUUCCCGAUGUUGCAUUCCUGGGCUCGCCGCAUGGCAAUGUAAUUAACAUCGCCGUUGGCCAAGAAAGGAGAGGAGGUCGGGUUUGUACAGAGCCAGCACACGUGUGUGUAUGUGCGAGAGAGAGAGAGAGAGAGACAUACACACGGGUCAGCAUAGCCUGGAGGAGGGUCUGCUUCCCCAAAAACGACCGCUCGAAGAUAACAAAACUACUAUAGAGUCUGGACUCUAGAUGUACGACUUUUGGCCUCAAAGAAUUAUGGUACAUCGGUAGCAGGUAUUCACUGUGCUGUUUUCCUAGGGCAGGUGUUAAUACAGAAUAUAUACAGUCACAACGGUGUCCAAUGUUAUUAAACAUAUGCUAAAUAAGUAGAGUGAUUCUGUACAGUACAGUCAUUCCAUUCCAUUGUUACAUUCAUAUGAACUCU